Messenger RNA from Quercus lobata, 837 nucleotides. RefSeq lists its product as uncharacterized. The transcript has 2 exons. The record is from RefSeq and is a predicted model, not a curated record. The coding region runs from base 124 to 645 and encodes 173 amino acids. Lineage: Eukaryota; Viridiplantae; Streptophyta; Magnoliopsida; Fagales; Fagaceae.
UUUUUUUUUUUUGGCGCCUAAAGAUUAAAGAAGGUGCAUAUAAUAACAACUUAGAGCAAAAACUUCCAUACACAUAUUCACUGCUAUUCUCAAUAUUCAAUAUUCUCUCUCCUCUCUCUCAAAAUGUCAUUGCUUUCCCCUGAGAUGAUCUUAAUUCUCUCUGGUGCGAUUGCUUUAUCUCUUUCGGUUGGUUUCGUAAUUGGCUUACUAGUUUGGCAUUUCUUUGGUCCGGCGGCUGCGACACCACGCAUAGCACAAGCAACGCGGUCGGCGACGAACCUGCAGAUAUCUCCAAGGCGAAACAUGAGAACUCAGGAGCAGACGGACCAAGAAGGCCACACAGAGGCUUCACGACAGACUGGUAGACUUCUGGAGUUGAACCAAAACAUUCAGUCUUCAUCGCCACAGGACGAAGGCGAGCGGUCUGACCAGACGAUUCUGCCUCCACCGCGGGAUCAUGAGAGCGGCACUGAAGCUUCACGACUGACGGAGGGAUCUCAUGAGUUGAACCAGGCACCGCCGCAUGACCACCCUAUGCCGAAGAACGAUGGCAAGAAGCAGUCUAUUGAACGAUUUUAUUCAGCCCGAGACUCAAUGAAUGUAGAAACAAAUGAAUCGGAGAAGGGGCUUCAGUUGCAGCAGUAAUCUGAGAAGCAAGCAUUCGAAACUGAGGAUUUCCGUUUAUAUGGACCGUUGGAUGAACUUUUCGUUCUGUUUUGCAUAAAUAAUGGGGUAUUUCCUUUUCCCACUUAAUAAUCAAUAAUGUGACAGAUUGUAUCAAACUUCUAUAGCCCGCUGCUUGGCUUAGUGAUGUUAAAUACAAAACAUUUUUUUUUU